Candidula unifasciata is the source of this 260-nucleotide messenger RNA. NCBI's taxonomy places the organism in Eukaryota, Metazoa, Mollusca, Gastropoda, Stylommatophora, Geomitridae. The record is from the annotation of a GenBank genome assembly.
GUUCCAAUCACUGGCUGGAUGUAAGUCACGUGGUGUGCUUAGACAACGGCAUCAACUUAUACCACUCACAUUCCCAGUCAGAUGACUCGUCGACAGAAGGCUCACUGAUACAGAGUGUCAUGCAGGAGCAGACGAUGGACAACAUCCCUGGCAAUGACGUCAAUGAUGAAGCUGCCUUAGCCUUUCUAAUGAGCCUCCUAGAAGCUGAUGCAGGUCUUGGUGGCCCAGUCGACUUCAAUGAUCUUCCUUGGCCAUUAUGA